AUGCUUGAAAGACAACUUCACUAGCUUCACUUAAAUAAAGACUUGCUAUAAGAAAAUUUCGAUAGAGCUUUGAAUGGAAAAAUCAGAGUGGGAUAUUGUUUUAGUCUACCUACUAUUGAGGCUAGUCUUUCAAUGCAAAGAGGUAUUAAACUUGCCAAACAAGCUCUUGAAUAAAAAGGAUUCGAAUUAGUUCCAUUUGUUUUCACCGUUGAAGAAUUAAUGGAAGCUAAGGAAUUAUAUCUUGGAUUGAUCGCUCAUGCUUUUGUUUUGAAGAAUUAUAAGAGGAUGAUAGAAAAUUACGAGAGACCUCUUGCUAACACUACUAAGAGCUACAAUUUCUUCAAUUUAAACCCAAUUAUUAAGUUUGUGCUCAUGAAAAUAUUAGAGUUUAAGGGUGAAAAGAGAUUUGUAGAAUAAGUGAGGCAUUUUAAACCUUUAAACGAUGAUCAGCUAGAUUAGCUUAUGAUAAGACAAAGAGACUUCUAUGAGAAGAUGCAUAAAAAGUGGAAUAGUCUAGGUAUUGAGGCUUUGAUUAUGCCUACCCAUGCAAUUCCCGCUUUUAAACAUGUUAAUAAUGGGGAAGUUGGUGGCUUCAAUGAUUAUUUAACUGCUUUCACCAUUACUCAUUACCCUAUAGGAGUUGUGCCAGUAACAGAAGUACAAGAAGGUGAGGAUUUGACUUAUGAUGAUGGAGUGAAUGAUAUGAUUACAAUGAAUAUCAAAAAGGAUAUGAAAGGAACUGUGGGAUUGCCAGUAACUAUCUAAGUAGUUGGGCAAUUAUGGGAGGAUGAAACUGUCCUUGGAGUCAUGAAAGCAAUUGAUAAAACUAUUAAAUUUAGAAAAAGGCCUCAAAAUUUUUGA
Messenger RNA from Stylonychia lemnae, 861 nucleotides. The record is from the annotation of a GenBank genome assembly. NCBI's taxonomy places the organism in Eukaryota, Ciliophora, Spirotrichea, Sporadotrichida, Oxytrichidae.